AACAAGGAAAACAAGUGAAUGGAGAAAUAUAUAAGAAGCAUUCAGUUUCGGAAUCAGUUCAUUCUAAAAUUAAAUAUUCUGAAAGUGAGGAGGAGAGAUCUUGGUGGUACUCCUUCUGUCUGAAGUGUCGAUCAAAGAAAGAAGAAGUUCCUUCAUGGCAACCUGAUUUCUGGCCUAAGUUAUGCCCCCAACCGUUUUGUUUGACGUACAGACAAUUCACACGAAUCAUAUCACUGAACCUCAUAGGGCUUUUGUCGUGGUGCAUUCUCUAUGCUAUUGUUGGAGAUAUUGCUGCACCACCAGAUGGAAAACUUUUCCAACUCAUACUUCUUACUAUCAGCGCACAUAUAGGAGGAUGGCUCAUCAGUUUGACGACACUUCCGACACUCAUUGGAAUGCUUUUCACCGGCGUUUUGUUACAAAAUAUCGGUGUCGUGAAUAUUGACGAAUCGUUUUCCGAAAUUUGCAAACAGCUGAGGAAUGUUGCGCUGGUCAUAAUUUUGAUUCGCGCCGGUCUAGACUUGGACCCCAAAGCAAUACGCAAACUCAAGUUCACUGUUAUGAAGUUGGGUAUAAUACCUUGGUCCUUAGAAACUCUUCUGAUCACCACAUUAUCGGUAUUUUCAUUAGGCCUUCCGUGGAGUUAUGGAAUUCUCUUAGGAUCUAUCGUUUCUGCAGUUUCACCAGCAGUUGUAGUUCCUUGCCUAUUCAGGCUCAGGAUCAAGGGGUAUGGUGUUGCCAAAGGGAUUCCUUCUCUCAUUAUUGCAGUUUCUGGAAUCGACGACGCCUUCUCUGUUGCUUUUUUUGGAAUCAUAAAGGGAAUAGUGUUCUCUGACAGCUCUCUGGCAAAUUUGAUAAUUCAGGGACCGGUAUCUAUUAUUGGAGGUAUCGGAUUUGGAGUUCUAUGGGGAAUUAUUUGUAACUAUUCCCCAGAACGUAAUGAUCCCUUUCUUAUCCCACUACGAAUAAUUUUACUCUUAGUUGGAGGACUGGUUGCAGUUUUCGGGAGUGAUGUGCUUGGAUACGGAGGAGCUGGACCAUUGGGCUGCGUUAUAGCUGCAUUCACAUCCCUUGUCUGUUGGUCAAGGCAAGGAUGGGACAUAGAAGAUAAUCCUGCUGCUACAGCAUUUGAAAUAUUCUGGAUGAUAUUCGAACCCAUUCUGUUUGGAAUAACCGGGGCAUCAGUAAAACUGAACCAGUUGGAAGGAAAUGUGGUUCUUAUAAGUGUGGGGAUGCUUAUCGCUUCCACUAUAUUGAGGAUCAUCUGCACAAUCUUAGUUGGAAUAGGAUGCGAACUCAACCUGAAAGAAAAAAUAUUCGUGGCAAUUGCUUGGAUGGCAAAAGCAACAGUGCAGGCUGCUUUGGGGCCAGUAGCAUUAGGAAUGGUUGCUAUUGGCACGAUAGAAUAUGAAUAUGCUGAUAAAAUCCUGGCCACGUGUGUACUGUCAAUAAUGUUGACAGCACCUACCGGGGCGAUCCUCAUCACACUCCUGGGUCCAAGAUUAUUGACGAAAACAAAAUUCCCAAUAGAACCAGAAGGUUGGAGAAGGAGUCACCGGCCAUCUGUGAGAGAUAUAAGUAUAAUUGAUGAGGAGGAAGAAAGGGGCCAUCAUAACGUUGAGACAGAAAACAAUUUUCACAUCAAUGAAACAACGUGAAAGAUAUUUCCAUUAAUAUGAUGAUUCAAUAGCAUAUGUAAGUGAACAAUAAAACGUUUGAAAUGGUU
Molecule: messenger RNA, 1726 nt
Organism: Leptinotarsa decemlineata (Colorado potato beetle)
Lineage: Eukaryota; Metazoa; Arthropoda; Insecta; Coleoptera; Chrysomelidae
Gene: Nha1
Product: Na[+]/H[+] hydrogen antiporter 1
Biological process (GO): proton transmembrane transport
Cellular component (GO): membrane
Molecular function (GO): antiporter activity
Source: RefSeq, a predicted model, not a curated record